CGUAUGUGGUAUAAACACUAACACUCCCCUGCUGCUCUGAGCUAACAGACUGGGCUAACAUGAGCUAACAGCAGCUACAGUCAGCAGCAGGUUAAAGUCACUUUGACUCGUCUCUAAUCUUUCUGAUUCAUGGGGUCAAAGGUCGUCUUGUAGACUUGUUGACAUGCUGUGUUCACAGUUCUCCUGUGCUGAAUGUCUGAUCGUUCAUAAUAAAAGAAUAAACCGUGAAGCAGCAGAGGAAUGUCGGGCAGCUCCUUCGUCUCUAACGUGAAUAAAUAGAAACUCUUUAAAAGGCUCGGAUCUUCGGCAGCAGUUGUUUCGGCCUCCAGAGAACUCGACUUUUACCAAACGUGUUGUCCAUGUAAGGGGAUCUCUGCCGGGCCGGGGGUCCUGCUCCGGUCCCGCCUUGUCCCCGUGGACUGUCCUCUUCAUCAGGCCGUCAUCACAUGGCAGACAGCUGCUGUAUUUAAAGCCUGAAACACACCAGACGGACCACGGCGAGACAGAGGAGCAGCAGGACACCAUGGCGAGCAGGAAGACAAAGAAGAAGGAAGGAGGUGCCAAACGAGCUCAGAGAGCCUCGUCCAACGUCUUCUCCAUGUUUGAACAGACUCAGAUUCAAGAGUUCAAAGAGGCGUUCACACUCAUCGACCAGAACCGGGACGGAUUCAUCGACAAAGAGGACCUGAAGGACACGUACGCCUCUCUGGGUAAACUCAACGUGAAGGACAACGAACUGGAAGACAUGUUGAAGGAAGCAACAGGUCCGAUCAACUUCACCAUGUUCCUCAACCUGUUUGGAGAAAAGCUGCACGGGACAGACCCUGAGGACACCAUCUUAAACGCUUUCAAACUGUUCGACCCCGACGCCAAAGGCUUCGUUCACAAAGACGAAUUACAGAAAGUUCUGAUGACACAAGCAGACAAGUUCACAGCCGAGGAGGUGAAGCAGAUGUUCCAGUCGUCCAACAUCGACGCUGCUGGAAACCUGGAUUAUAAAUCUCUGUGUUACAUCAUCACACACGGGGAGGAACAGGAGGAAUAAUGUGUCAGUGAACGCAUCAUGACAUCACGUUGGUCUUUAAAUAAAACAGAAACAUUCACGUAAAACCUCGUCUGGAUUCAUCCAUUUUCAGCCGUGUUGGUCACUGAUGAACUCCGACCUCUGCUGUAGCGCCACCGUGAGGUUCAAACAUGAACUUCAUACAACGAAUGAGUUCAGAGUUUCU
Larimichthys crocea (large yellow croaker) is the source of this 1229-nucleotide messenger RNA. RefSeq names its product myosin light chain 5. The transcript is spliced from 7 exons. The coding region runs from base 524 to 1045 and encodes 173 amino acids. Gene Ontology annotation, molecular function: calcium ion binding. NCBI's taxonomy places the organism in Eukaryota, Metazoa, Chordata, Actinopteri, Sciaenidae. The record is from RefSeq and is a predicted model, not a curated record.